AUGGGACGUGCAGGGCGCGACUUCUUAGGGGCCGUCCUGACCAGACAGCACGCUAUCGAAAUUGCCGUCGUCGUCCUUUUCUUGGCGGCAUACAGCGUCCAGCCGCUACUUGUAGAUGUCAUCAAGUUCAAUGGAGGCGCACACCCUAGCACAUUCGCCAUUCUCAUCCCGCACUACUACUCGAUGGUCCUCGUGGGUGCACUGCCCACGAAACAGAAACUCGCAGAAUGCAACUGGCGACGGGGGAUAGUCCUCUCAAGUUUGGACAUGAUCAACCAAUUGUUGAAAAAAGCUGGCUUGUUGUAUGCGGGGGCCGCGGUGUACAUCAUCGUUGACAGCUCGUCAAUAGUUUGGACGGCGAUUUGGUCCUUGGUGCUUCUUCGGCGAAAACUGAAAGUUUGCCAUUGGAUCGGAAUCGCGCUCAUUACACUAGGGAUAUCGUUGAAGGCCUGUCAGCUGAACUUCACUUUCCGCGACGAAGAGUUUUUGGGCGUGACCCUCAUUCUGCUUGCCGCGAUCUUGAUGGGUCUGACCUUUGUUCUCAAUGAGAAGUUCAUGCAAGGUGCCGAUAGAAUUGAAGGCCCGAACCUCGUCUGCAUGAUGGGGGUGUGCAGCGCUGUACCGAUAACGCUUUGGACCCUCUUUUGGACAGUUCCGCGAUUUGGUGAGCUCGUCGUGGACCCGAUUCGCGAGAGAGAUGGCUCCUUCAAGGUUGUUGGCUACUGCUUCUUUUGGCUGUUCGUCUCGUGCUGGAUGCAUUCCGGCACUCUGUGGUUUCUUAUGACCCACUUUGGGGCUGUCUCGACUGGUAUUCUUAAGUGCGUCGUCGGCGUCACGGUCUACUCCCUUGCGAAGGUCUCGUGGACCGGGAAGUCUAAGGAUAAGCCAAGUUCUGAGGAGUCUUCUGAGGCCGCUCAGUCGUCAAUUGAAGAUGGAGAGGCAAAGGCCAAGAACGAGCGGCAAUAA
Messenger RNA from Neospora caninum, 966 nucleotides. RefSeq lists its product as hypothetical. NCBI's taxonomy places the organism in Eukaryota, Apicomplexa, Conoidasida, Eucoccidiorida, Sarcocystidae. Gene Ontology annotation, cellular component: membrane. The record is from RefSeq and is a predicted model, not a curated record. The transcript is spliced from 8 exons. Gene Ontology annotation, biological process: transmembrane transport. The coding region runs from base 1 to 966 and encodes 321 amino acids.